AUGACGAGGUACUUGGCCCGAAUACUGCGUCUGGCGGGCGAUACUAGGUACCUCGCCAUGUCCGAGUUUUUUCCCGUCCUACUCCUUCGUUACUCUACUUGCCCUUCGUAA
Colletotrichum paranaense is the source of this 111-nucleotide messenger RNA. RefSeq lists its product as uncharacterized. The coding region runs from base 1 to 111 and encodes 36 amino acids. The record is from RefSeq and is a predicted model, not a curated record. Lineage: Eukaryota; Fungi; Ascomycota; Sordariomycetes; Glomerellales; Glomerellaceae. The transcript has a single exon.